GAGGACUUAAGAAAAACAAUGGCUCAAACGGAGGAAGACCUGAAUCACCACAUGAAAGUUGUAGUUCGUGUGCGUCCUGAAAACACAAAAGAAAAGGCAGUUGGAUUCCAUAGAGUGGUCCAUGUUGUGGAUAAACAUAUCCUAGUUUUUGAUCCCAAAAAAGAAGAAAUCAGUUUUUUUCAUGGAAAGAAAAUUCUAAAUCGAGAUACAACAAAAAGACAAAAUAAGGAUCUUAAGUUUGUAUUUGAUGCCGUUUUUGAUGAAACUUCAACUCAGUUGGAAGUUUUUGAGAACACAACUAAGCCAAUUCUUCGAAAUUUUUUGAAUGGAUAUAAUUGCACAGUAUUAGCAUAUGGUGCUACUGGAGCUGGGAAGACCCACACCAUGCUAGGCACAGCUGCUGAACCUGGAGUGAUGUACCUCACAAUGCUAGAUCUUUACAAGUCCAUGGAUGAGAUUAAAGAAGAGAAAACAUGUAGUACUGCAGUUUCUUAUUUGGAGGUAUAUAAUGAACAGAUUCGUGACCUCUUAGUAAAUUCAGGACCACUUGCAGUUCGGGAAGAUGCCCAAAAAGGGGUGGUUGUUCAGGGUUUGACUUUACACCAGCCUAAGUCCUCAGAGGAAAUUUUACAAUUAUUGGAUAAUGGAAAUAAAAACAGGACACAGCAUCCCACUGAUACGAAUGCAACAUCAUCUCGUUCUCAUGCUGUUUUUCAGAUUUACUUGCGACAACAAGACAAAACAGCAAGCAUAAACCAAAAUAUUCGUAUCGCCAAAAUGUCACUCAUUGACUUGGCAGGGUCUGAGAGAGCCAGGGCUGCCAACACCAAAGGGACCCGGUUUAUAGAAGGCACAAAUAUUAAUCGGUCACUUUUAGCUCUUGGGAAUGUCAUCAAUGCCUUAGCAGAUUCAAAGAGAAAGAAUCAGCAUAUUCCAUACAGAAAUAGUAAGCUUACUCGCUUGUUAAAAGAUUCUCUUGGAGGAAACUGUCAAACUAUAAUGAUAGCUGCUGUUAGUCCUUCCUCUGUGUUCUAUGAUGACACAUAUAACACUCUAAAGUAUGCUAACCGUGCUAAGGACAUUAAAUCUUCUGUGAAAAGCAAUGUUCUUAAUCUCAACAAUCACAUAACUCAGUACUUAAAGAUCUGUAAUGAGCAGAAACAAGAGAUUUUAAUGUUAAAAGAAAAACUAAGGAUGUAUGAAGAACAGCAAACACUUACUGAUAACAGUAAAGCAUUGUUACCGAUUUCAAAUCCUCAACAAAAAGAAAUUGAAAGAUUUCAAAAAAUUUUGAACUGUUUGUUCCAAAAUCGAGAAGAAAGCAGGCAAGAAUAUCUGAAGUUGGAAAUGUUACUUAAAGAAAAUGAACUAAAAUCAUUCUACCAACAACAGUGCCACAAGCAAAUAGAAAUGAUGUGUUCAGACGAUAAAAUAGAAAGGGCUACUUGCAAACGAGAUCAUAGACUUGCAAUGCUGAAAACUCGUCGCUGCUACCUCGAAAACAAAAAGAAGGAAGAAUUGAAGCUAUUUGAUGAGAAUACUAGUUGGCUUUAUCAUGUGGAAAAUGAAAUGGCACUCAUAGGUCAAAAUGGCCAUAUCCCAGAGGAACUCAGUAAAGAUCUUUAUCUUCACCAUUUGCACCUCCAGAACAAAGAUUUAAAAAUGCAAAUUAAGCAUAUAAUAGAUCUUGCUGGUCUUCAAGAACAGCAACAUAGGCAGACAGAGGCAGUUUUGAACGCCUUACUUCCAACCCUAAGAAAACUGUAUACUACAAUAAAAGAGGCUGGCCUGUCAAGUACCUCUUUUGAAGCUGAUUUCAAAGAAAUUGAACACUUGGUAGAGAGAAAAAAAGUCGUAGUUUGGGCUGACCAAACUACUGAACAUGCAAAACAAAAUGACCUACCAGAGAUGCCUGUUCUUCUUAACUUUCCACAGCUCAAACCAGUUCAAUCUAUUCUUUGCACAUCUUCAAGUAAACCUAAUCUACUUAAAAUUACUCCACAAAAACGAACCAGAAGAAAGCUAAUGCCUUCUCCAUCAGAAGCAAAACAUACCCAACAGUCCACAGUUUUUGAAAGUGAGAAGCUCAAUGAUUCACUCAGCAGAGAACCUAAACCUAUUUUGUAUACACCAGAAGUCUGUAGAAAAACUUAUCAAAAUCCAUCUACAGUGACAUUAUUAAAUUCAUCAUCACACACUGCAGAUUUUCAGUCCACAGGCUCAAAUGUAAACAGUGAUAGUUCUCUUAAAAUAUUACAAGAAGUAGAUAACCCUCCCAACAGUAGUAAAGAAACUGAGCAAGAGGAUUUGGACUCUACAUUUACUAUAUGCCAAGACCAAAGUACUCUGACAAGAAAAGUACCUGAACAAGAACCACUACCAAGCAAUAAUAUUUUACAAAGGCUUCCCCCUUCUUCAUUUUCAUCUAAACCUUCUUUGUCUGACUCAAAUAUAAUACCAUCCUACAUGGCAUUGACUGCUGCUGCCAAAAGGAAACGGAAACUAACAGGUCCUGCGGCAAGUACACCAUUAACUCCUGACGUAAAUUUUGGAUUUGCCAAACGUAUCCGUCACACUACAACUGAUAAGCUUUCACAAGAAAACAGACCAAUGAUGGACUAUAGAAGAAAAAUUCAUAAAAUAAAGCCAACCGUGGGUAGACAAUAUGGAAGAAAUAUUUCAAAAGAAAAUUUGAGAUAAGCCACUUUAUAAGAUCAACAAAAAUGAAAUUGACAGUCUACUUUUUCAACAAAUUUGUUGCCAGUGCCCUUUUAGAAAUUUAUUUUAGAUCUUUGAAAGACCAUCUUAAAGCAAUGUUUACCCAAAAC
Messenger RNA from Suncus etruscus (white-toothed pygmy shrew), 2828 nucleotides. It is a transcript of the gene KIF18A, whose product is annotated as kinesin family member 18A. Gene Ontology annotation, biological process: microtubule-based movement. NCBI's taxonomy places the organism in Eukaryota, Metazoa, Chordata, Mammalia, Eulipotyphla, Soricidae. Gene Ontology annotation, molecular function: ATP binding; microtubule motor activity; microtubule binding. The transcript has 16 exons. The record is from RefSeq and is a predicted model, not a curated record. Bases 19 to 2700 code for a protein of 893 amino acids.